Messenger RNA from Mytilus californianus (California mussel), 2429 nucleotides. RefSeq lists its product as uncharacterized. The record is from RefSeq and is a predicted model, not a curated record. Bases 505 to 1023 code for a protein of 172 amino acids. NCBI's taxonomy places the organism in Eukaryota, Metazoa, Mollusca, Bivalvia, Mytilida, Mytilidae. The transcript has 7 exons.
UUUUUAUAAAUAAAUCUUUUAUUGCACAUUUCUCUGCUGUUUUUACAACUUACACGACUCACAGCAUUCAGUCGGGUAUCCCUGUAGAUUAGUUACUGUUUAACCAGGGAGAUUAUACAGUAAAAUUUAUAUCUAUUAAUUAUGGUUAGUUAUACAAUGAAUACAUUGAUUUUAACAAUUUGUUUUUGAAGUCUUUAUUAUAUCAGAGACGUCUCUGAUUAUAUUAAGUAAUUACGGAAGUUGUACUAUCUAUUGUCCGAUAUUGUUUAUAGUUUAAUCGUUGACCUUAACCUUGAUCAAAAUAUUUCACGUGAAAGUUGAGAUGAUCGGAUGAUUAAAGAAUACCACGGCAUGGGUAUAAUUUGAUGAUGAGAGCAGAAGGAUCUUAUCUAAGUAUUUCUAAUGAUGAUCUUUGUUUGCAGUAAGUAAGAGUUGCGGUUCUUACCUCUGAUUUAAACAUAUCCCACAGUGUUUUUAAAUUUUUGGAUCCAGUCAGUUUAUAACAUGGCACAGGUCACUGCAUGGUCAGUUAUUAUUUUUAUAAUCAGUUCAAUAAUAUAUGCAAGAGGACAAAAAAUACCAGUUAGUGUCUUCUUUGAGGGAAGAAAAAGUGGAAAUACAGUUAUAUUCAACUGCAGCAUCGGAAUGGCUCCUCCGUCUACAACUAUUCAGUUUUUAGUUGAUUCCGUAUCAGCAAACGAUAUUCGUCUGUACGAUGGAAAGUGUUACUUAACCCACACAGGUAGUCCUUGCAAUAUACAUCAAUGUCAAUGUUCUCCUGAUGGGAAACGUUAUUAUUGGAUCUACAACGAACCGAAAGAAAAAUUUACCGCCACCUGCAAAGCCAAAUUUCAUAAAUACUGCAGUGCAUAUGCGAAUAUUCAAUUCACAGCAUCCGAUUUGACACCUCAUGGACACAGAACAACGACCUGCACUACAAGCAAUGCAAAGCACUACGUCAGAGGUAAAACUUCAACUCUCUUGACUUGCAUAGUGAUAUUAAUAACAAUGAUGAUUGGAUGACUAAAAGUGAUGUUAGCGCAUGGAGUAUUGAUUACAAUGUAUCUGGUUAUACAAUACAGAACACAUGGAUUCAUGACUAAUUUGGUCUAGGUUGCAGUGUGUUACUUACAAAAUUUUGUUAAUUUUAUCAUUAUAAAAUUUUGUCACUUUUAUCAUUACUUUAUUAUAUAUCUUUUUUUUCUACAUUCAAUUUGUAUUAAACCUUAUUUUAUAACAAUCAUACUAAUACAUUAUUAACCAGUUAUUUUGUUAUUUUAUUUAGUUAAAAUAUCAUGUUGUGGUGUAUACUUUGUUUUGUAAUUACGAUGAUUAUUUUGCUCAGUAAUGGGCGCCAUGAUUGGCACAAUAGUAUAUCUUGUAUCUUGUAUUGAUGUGGUCAUUAUACUAACCUGACCAGGCAAAAUAUAAAUUUAUCUACCAAAAUUCUGGAUCAUUAUAGAGAAGGAUGCAUUGUUCGUGAUUCGUUUGAAAGAUUCGAACAACAAUUCUAUUAAAGUUUUUAUCAUUUCAAAAUUAUCAAAUCUGUUAUCGCUUUUAUUUGGUAUUUUGCGAUAUUACUAGUUUUCCAAAUAACACAUUUAUUUUGUUAUUAGAAGCACUGUAUUUAUAAUUAGAAAACGCAUAUCAUAAUCAUUUGGAUGUUUGUCAAGUUUGAUUCUCAAUUUUGUACAAAAUUCGCAUGUUUUCUCAAAAAUGUCACGCCAGACUCCUUCCAACAUUUUACUGUGAACAAAAAGACGAUCGUGCGAAACACUGAUGUUUUUUCAUUACAAAAGAGAACAUCUCCGUUUGAAAGAUUUAUCUAUUGUACUCUUUCUUCUUUGUAAAUCAUGUUACAUGUAUGCAGUAGUUUUCAUUGAAGUUAUUUUGCUUUUCUGUUCGCGAAAUUCUUAUUUGAUUUGUCCCAAAUACAUCCAAUGGUAGUUUUACCCAAAAUGUAAAUCCCACAUAAUCUGGCUAUUAUUUUCAUAAAAGUACUGAAUAUAUUUAAGGCACAACUCCUUAUUUUCAACUUGAUAUGAAUUGAUACCUUGGUCCAUCAGAUUACCUUGAACGAAAUUGUCGAUGUGUAAAUAACAAUUGGGGUUAAUGAAGCAUUAAUUCAGGUUUAAAGUGGUAUCAAGUUGCUUUUCAUACCUUUUUUUCCACGAAACCUAUACUUUUCAUACGAAAUGAUUUUUAAGAUUUGCCUCUCGUACACAACAAAUUAAAUUAUUUUAGCCUGUUUCAAAAUUCACUGAAAGAAAAUUUCAGUUUUUUUCUCCCUUCUAAGUCAGUAACUUUUUUUUUAAUUCAUUGGUGUAAAAGUAAAUUUGUGGAAUGAAUAUGCUUAUUUAAAUUGUUAAACUUGUGUUUCAUCAUUUUGUUAUGCAAUAUUUCUAAAAUAAAAUUGUUCAUAUCUAAAA